AUGGAUUCCUUUCCUGACGUACAGGAACAUGAAUCCUGUGCAAAGAGGAUCAAACUUGAUCUCGGGGAGUCUAAUAUUGGUGAAUUGUGCAAAGGCGAAGGAUUUUCAUGUUUUUCCACGACACCAACGGGGCCGAUUGACAUUUCUGAAGGUACAUCGGCCGACUGCGACUCCGGCUACGGGGCCUCCACCGUGGCGACGCCGGUGCACCACGCGUCGCCGCGCACCGACCCCGGCGACGUCCACGAGAGCCUCUCCACCAUCUCGGAGCCGUUCCUGCGGACGCCCGACCAGCCCGACACCUCGCAGGACAGCCUCGAGGAGAUCGACGACGACAACGACAACGCCUCCACCGUCAGCGAGCUCAGCGGCCUCUCCGAACUCUCCGGACAGGACUGGAAACCCAUGGCUGGCAGCAUGAUCUGGAUUCAGCAGCAAAUGGCUAAAGGUAUAAACCCGAGGUCGAUAUUGGCGGAUUUGGGAGUGGACGGUGACCAAAUACCCAACUACGUAAACGACGUGACGUUAUGGAAGCUGAUAAUCAACAUGCUAUCGGAACCGCCUCGAAGGAACAAGUUGAGGCACGUGAAUACAUUGGACGAUGUCGCGCGAUUAAUGAAAGGUGCACAGAAUAUAAUAGUAUUAACGGGAGCCGGCGUAUCGGUGUCCUGCGGCAUUCCGGAUUUCCGAUCGAGGGACGGCAUUUAUUCCAGAUUAGCGAUAGAUUUCCCGAAUCUGCCCGAUCCGCAGGCGAUGUUCGACAUCAGCUUCUUCAGCCAAGACCCAAGGCCGUUCUUCAAAUUCGCCAGGGACAUUUAUCCCGGCAAAUUCCAGCCCAGCCCUUGUCACAGGUUCAUCAAGCUGUUGGAGAAGCACAAGAAGCUGUUGCGCAACUACACGCAGAACAUCGACACGUUGGAGAAGGAGGCGAACAUCGAUAGGGUGAUCGAGUGUCACGGUUCGUUCGCGACGGCGACGUGCACGAAGUGCAACAACAAGGUGACCUGCGACAGGAUCAGGGACAUCGUGCUGGCGCAGAAGAUACCGCUGUGCGAGCUGUGCCAUCCGGGCGACGAGAGUUCCGCGUCGACCGACGACGUCAAAUUCAACGGCGACGCGACGGAUUAUAGGGAAUUGGUCGCUUCAGGUAUAAUGAAGCCGGAUAUCGUGUUCUUCGGCGAAGGUCUUCCCGAUACGUUCCACGAGGCGAUGACGGAGGAUAAGUCCGUUUGCGAUCUGUUAUUGGUGAUCGGUAGUUCGUUGAAAGUGCGACCGGUCGCUCUGAUACCGAGCAGUUUGCCCGCCCACGUGCCCCAGAUACUCAUCAACAGGGAGCCGUUGUCCCAUUGUCGCUUCGACGUCGAAUUGCUCGGCGAUUGCGACGUUAUUAUCAAUCAUUUGUGUCGAUUAUUAGGUAAUAAAUGGGAGGAAGGUAUCUAUUCGCCGCAGGUCCUCCAGCGGGCCGAUACUUUGCUGCCGCUGGAAGAGCCGCCUCCCGUCGACAAGUUCCGCGAGCCCGAGAUCGAUGCGGCGGCGAUGUGCACGUGCCAAUCGAGCAACGGCGAUUUCGCGUCGGCGCUGUGCACGUGCUUCAAUUACAAGUCGAUAGGCAAGGAGCGGCACAUGAGCAUCGAUUCGGCGAAGGAUUCGGGCAUCGGCGAGAAUUCGAAUUUCACCGACAAGUACGACGAAUCGGACGAGAAUUGCGAGGAGAAGAGCAGCAGCUUUUGCUUGGAGAUCGCCAGCGAACCGGCCACGUCGAUGACUGUUAAUAAGGUGUCGUCGUCGGAGGGUUAUCGGAAGAAUUCGUCCGAUUUGAGGGGAUAUUGGGAGCCUAAGGUCAAGAAAAGCUUAGCCGAGAGGUUACCUGCCAAUACUUUCCAUCUGGUGCCUCCGAGCAGGUACAUCUUCCCCGGAGCGGAGGUUUACUACGAUCCGGACGAGAAGUUGCAUUACGAAGGGAUAUCCUCGAAUUCGGAUUCGGAGAGCGAUACCGAAUUAGGUAAUCGGAUCGGGUCGUAG
Messenger RNA from Phyllotreta striolata, 2022 nucleotides. Lineage: Eukaryota; Metazoa; Arthropoda; Insecta; Coleoptera; Chrysomelidae. The record is from the annotation of a GenBank genome assembly.